CCAUUAAUCCCAAAGAAGCAGAAACGACGUCACUGCACACAGACUCACAGCAGCAGGACGAGGACAACCUUUCUGAACCUUUAAAACAUAAAAAUGGAUCUAACCGAACAGAUCAACCAGCUGGAGGCAGACAUGCAGGAGCUCGGGUCACUCCUGGAGAAGUCUGAGAGGAAAAGAGUGCAGGAGCUGCUAAAGCAAGAGCAGAAGAAGGUGGAGAAGGAGCUUGCAGCCAAACGACAACAGAAGGAGCAACAAGCCAGGAGAGCGGCAGACCCGUCUGCUGCCCCUAAAGCGACAUACACGGUCAAGAUCACCAACUAUGCGUGGGACCAGUCAGAGAAAUUUGUCAAAAUUUACCUUACACUGAAGGACGUGCACAAAAUUCCAUCAGAAAACGUGGAGGUCAACUUUACAGAAGGGUCAUUUUCUGUGCUUAUAAAGGAUCUGGGUGGGAAAAACCAUCAGAUGGCAGUCCUCAACCUGUUAUGCCCAAUUGAUGAAAAGGACAGCUAUAAAAAGAUAAAAACAGACAUGGUCCUGGUCAUGUGCAAGAAGCAGACGACAAAGAAGUGGGAGUGCCUUACAAAGGCUGAAAAGCAGUCCAAAGAUAAAGAGAAACCCAACGUAGAUGAAAGUGCAGACCCCAGCGACGGCCUGAUGAGCAUGCUGAAGAAGAUUUACUCAGAGGGAGAUGACGAGAUGAAGAGAACCAUCAACAAAGCCUGGUCAGAGUCUCAAGAGAAGAAAAUACGAGGAGAAGAAGGCGGCAUGAUGGACUUCUGAACUGCACACACUGCUUUUCCACUGCAGGACCAAGCCAGAGGCACACGUAGCUGACAUGACUUGAAUAUUAAACGUUCUGAGUUGAGAGUACAGUCCGACAUAUAAAUCAUUUCCACAAAAUCUAGAAAUUUAGUAUACAGCUCAUAAAUAAGAUUUAGGGAUUAAUGUUUCGGGUGGCCUCGUUCUGGCCCUGGUUUGUCAGAAGACGUAAUGCCGUUGAGAAUGCAUUCUCAAGAAAAUGCCUGCUCAAACACAAGUGCACUGUCCAGUAGAUGGCAACCUUAAUACAACAAGAAAUCACAUUUCAUCACUUUAACUUUUUUUUUUUUUAGAGGUUAUCACACCCCAAUGCAGUUUGUUUUUCCUGAGAUAAAUGUCUGUCAGUAGUUCAUAGUUUAAAUUGGACCAGAGUUAUUGAACCGUGUUCUUUAAAGUCACAUCUUAAUGUUGUUCCUGUGCAGCUAAAGAUUUAAGAUGUUUUCAAAUGUACAUUUGCCAAAGUCAUGCUCAUAUUCCUUCAGUGGAGAUAACCACAGGGCUCUUCUGACUUCUUUUAACAUUCUCAGAUCUUUUAUUUUUUGUCAUUUCAUAAGCUUUACUAAGUAGAGUACUACUUAUGCAUCAGCCCAGUGGAAUAAUUUACUGCAUGGGUCUGUUGCAUAACGUAAUGCUCUAAAACGUUCUUUAUGAUUCCUUAAUGUGACCAGUACCCACUAUACUUUCUGAUUACAGUUGCACUAUUCAAAUGUAAUUUUUCCUCCAACAUUUGUGAAUAUGUAAACAUUUUAUUUUAAUAAUGUUGAUUAUUGUGUCAUCCUACAUGCUGUCCUCAGAUUGUUCAUGAAGUUCUCACAAAUACAGAUCUUCAGCUGACUCUU
Larimichthys crocea (large yellow croaker) is the source of this 1661-nucleotide messenger RNA. It is a transcript of the gene cacybp, whose product is annotated as calcyclin binding protein. The record is from RefSeq and is a predicted model, not a curated record. The coding region runs from base 94 to 783 and encodes 229 amino acids. Gene Ontology annotation, molecular function: ubiquitin protein ligase binding; tubulin binding; S100 protein binding. Gene Ontology annotation, biological process: heart development. Gene Ontology annotation, cellular component: nucleus. The transcript has 6 exons. NCBI's taxonomy places the organism in Eukaryota, Metazoa, Chordata, Actinopteri, Sciaenidae.